UGUGAAGCCCUUUAUACUAAUAACACUUAUUUUAUCUUAUCCAGUAACUAAACGCGUUUGACAACUUCAUUUCUGUGACGUUUUGAACAUAUCAGACCAAAGCGAAUAGUGUUGUAGCAAAUUUUUAACACGUAUUUACAUCACUAGAAUUUCAAUCUUAACACCAAGUAAUAAAGAUUUUUUUGGUUUAGUGCAUACCAUAAAAUACUUCAGAAACUUAAGAAUUUCUGUGUAAUUAUUAAUGGUUGUGCUCGGCGACUGUUCCCACGUCUCCAAGCACCAAUUUCAUUUGAAUUCCUAAAUUACCACGAUAAGAACCGUUCAUCUUGACCAUGGAUUACCAAAGCAGGCAGCUGGCUGAAGACUGCUUCUUACGGGAGCCCGUAGAUGCUCGAAUAAGAAAAGCUAAAGAGGAGCCGAAGGAAGACCCACACCCGCAUCUUAAAGUGACUAUGCAGACAGUCCGCUUGAACCCGGACUCACAAAAGUUAAUUCUUGAUACAUUGAGGUAUAUACAUGGUCCGGAUUUCAAGCUUGGCAGUGCUAGCCUUUAUAAGGAUAAAGGCACGAACCUCAGCAACAGGUACUGGAUGGAGCGAGGCAACCUGGUGGUGCAGGGAGGCUGCGACUACUCACUCAACAAUAAACCUGACAUUGAGACUUCUGAAGCUCGGCUUAGAGCAUUCGCUUUGGCAAAGUUGGAAAAGUAUCACUUUCACAAAGCACAUUGUGCAGAAGCAUUGGAAACGGCGGCGGAAAGCGUGGAGAAGGCUCUAGAAACACUCUUCUACAAGUAUUUCAAAGUAGACCUUCAAGACAAACCUGAAAAUGUCCCCACACCAGGAGAGCUACUUGAAAUGAGGAAUGACGAGAAAGCUGUCUUAGAAUCAAUAUACGAAUCCAGCUUCAGACUAAAGGAACAUAAUGUCUGGAAUCUCAAAUUAAGUCUAGAUUAUUUAACCAAAAUGUACGAAAGCAAGGAAGUCGAAGCGCCGAAAACGAAAAAGAACAUUAACUACAAUAGCAAUUUUAAAACGAAGAAAAAGGAAGUUUGUAAACUGUUCUUAAAAGGCCCAUGCCGAUUUGGUGCUAAAUGUAAGUUCUCUCACGAAGUCAAUGUAGAACCAGUAAAAGAAGUAGAGAAAGAAGAAAAUUCCAAAAUUAACUAUGAGUUAGAGAUCAGGUUUCCAGAAGACACUGUAUAUCCUUAUGAACCUCCUUUACUUUUCUUUAAAACCGAGGUCAAAACUAGCACAAUACCUGAUUUGACUUGCUUACGGAUAACAGCAAGACUAAUAGAUGAAGCUAAAGUAUUGGCACAGGAUGGUAUACCCAGUAUAUACUCAUUAGUAGAGUUGUUAAAUAAUGAAGAAGAUCUAUUAAAUUUUAUACAAUUUGAUACUAGAACUUUUCCAGAAGCAUCUGACGCUCUUUUCCCUCAAUUAAUAGAAAAUUCCAAUGUAGAAAAGAAAAAACCGUCACAUUAUAAAAAAGGUGACGGGAAAGACAAGAGGGCUAAUGUUGAUUUUGAAGAGAUUUUGAAAGAGAACACGGAUAUAGCGAAACGGUGGUUGGAGAAAAGAGAAAACAAUAGGUAUAACAAAAUGAUGUCCGGGAGGAGAAAAUUGCCCGCUUGGCAAAAAAAGAACGAGAUAUUGAAUGCAAUAAAGAAAUCACAGGUAGUAGUAAUAAGUGGUGAAACCGGCUGUGGCAAGAGCACACAAGUCCCUCAAUACAUCCUGGACGAUUGGCUGGACAACUUCAACAAGGGCGGUCGGGAGCAUGUGGAGAUUGUGUGUACGCAACCUAGGAGGAUAUCCGCCAUUGGAGUAGCGGACAGGGUCGCGGAAGAGAGGGUGGAGAAGACUGGACAAGUUGUGGGGUAUCAGAUACGCCUCGAGAGCAAAGUUUCAUCAAAAACCCGCCUAACAUUCUGCACAACGGGCAUAUUGCUACGACGACUCGAAUACGACCCUCAACUCAAAUCCGUCACGCACAUAUUGGUGGACGAAGUGCACGAACGAUCCGAAGAAAGCGACUUCCUUUUGCUCAUUUUGAGGGACCUUGUCAAAGUGAGGAAGGAUUUGACGGUCAUACUCAUGAGUGCGACGCUGAAUGCUGAGCUGUUUUCGGAUUACUUUGAAAAGGUUCCAGUGCUGGAGAUACCAGGUCGAACGUUUCCCGUGGAGCAAAUAUUCUUGGAGGAGAUUAUGGAGUUAUCUAAUUAUGUCUUAGAAGAAAAUGGACCAUAUGGGCGGAAGGUCAAAAAAGGUGACAAAGACAAGAGAAUAGACCUUGAAACGGAGCUGGAAGCGUGUGACGUGCGCGCGUCCAUGGAGCCCCCGAAGGCGUCCAUUCGCGAUGAAAACCUCACCGUGGCGCAGGUCGUCGCCCGGUACCCGAAGUGCAGCAAAGCCACGUGCAAGAACAUGUAUCUUAUGGACACUGAGAAAAUAAACCUAGAGCUGAUAGAGCACACGUUGAAGUACAUAGUCGACGGGAACCACAACUGGCCACGAGAGGGCGCCAUCUUGAUCUUCUUGCCCGGCAUAGCGGAAAUCAUGAGUUUACAUGACCAACUGGCUGAGAGUCAUACAUUUAGUCCCAAAACUGGUAAAUACAUCCUAAUACCGCUCCACUCUACGCUGUCGAGUGAAGAGCAAUCCUUGGUAUUUAGCAAAACUCGGGAGGGCGUGAGGAAGAUAGUGCUGUCUACAAAUAUCGCUGAAACUUCCGUCACCAUUGACGACUGUGUGUUUGUUGUGGAUUGCGGGAGGAUGAAGGAAAAACGAUUUGACUCAAACCGCAACAUGGAAUCCCUGGAGCUGGUCUGGGUGUCCCGCGCCAACGCGAAACAACGCAAAGGUCGCGCCGGCCGUGUCAUGCCCGGCGUGUGUGUCCACCUUUACACGUCGCACAGAUAUCAGUACCAUUUGCUGGAGCAACCCGUGCCGGAGAUACAUAGGGUGCCGUUGGAGCAACUACUGUUGAAGAUUAAGAUACUGCCGCUGUUCCAGAAUAUGAGCGUACAUGAGGUUUUAGGAAAAACGAUAGAACCGCCAACGAAACCGAGCAUUGACAGCGCCCUCUGUCGCCUCCAAGACGUCGGAGCCCUCGACAAAUCCUACGGCCUCACACCGCUAGGAGCUCACUUAGCGGCAUUACCAGUUGAUGUUAGAAUAGGAAAGCUGAUGCUGUUUGGUGCAAUCUUCUGUUGCGUUGACUCCGCGCUCACGAUGGCCGCUUGUCUUAGCCAUAAGAGUCCGUUCGUGGCGCCUUUUGGGAAAAAGGGUGAAGCAGAUGCCAAAAGAAAAGAAUUUGCGUGCUCGAACAGCGACCAAUUGACGACUUUAAGAGCUUAUAGGAAAUGGCAACUCGCGUUGCAACGCAGCACACAUGCCGCUCUAGUGUUUGCCAACGAACACUACCUGUCUCACAAGACGUUGCUCAUGUUGGGCGACAUCAAACAUCAGUUGUUAGGGUUGCUGGCCGCUAUAGGCUUCGUGCCAGACAUGCCGGAUUUGAGGAAAAAGAUGAGGAAAGACUCAGUUGCUGCUCUCACUGGACAACAGCUCAAUUCGAAUGGUGACAAUGACAAACUGCUGGCAGCCAUUUUGUGUGCAGCGUUGUAUCCCAACGUCGUCAAGGUGCUAACCCCAGAAAAGUCCUUCCACAUGCAAGCCGGCGGCGCCAUUCCUCGCCAGCCGAACGCCGACGAAUUAAAAUUCAAAACGAAAACCGACGGUUACGUCGCGCUCCACCCUUCCUCUAUCAACUCGAACGUCGGCUAUUUCAACAGCCCGUACCUAGUGUAUCAGGAGAAGGUGAAAACGUCGCGAGUGUUCAUUCGAGAGUGUUCCAUGGUACCGCAGUUGCCGCUCGUUCUGUUUUCUGGCUGCAAUCUGUCAGUGGAACUGCACAACGGUACAUUUAUUGUAUCCCUUGAAGAUGGAUGGAUCAUGUUCCAGGUGGAGAAACAUGAGGUGGCGGAAAUGCUGAAAACGAUACGAGUGGAACUUAUAAACUUACUUGAAGAAAAAAUUAACGAUCCUUGUCUGAAUUUGCUGAAUUAUGAAAAAGGAAACAAAAUUAUACAAACGAUUGUCCAAGUCGUUACUAAAGAUUAAAAUCAAACGAAACUUCCAUCAAUAUUGUUGUACCAUUAGUAACGAUGCUUAAAGUGUUCAAAUUGUUACCAAUUUUUGUUUUCGAAGUUGUAUUUUUAUACUGUACUUUGGACUAUUGUAUUAUAUAUACGAUAAGAUUAUUCGUCGAGCAUAUUAUAUCGAUCUAAAUGAGUUGAGAUUAACUUAUUCCGCAUGAAAUUGAACUCCACGAACUUCUUGUAAGUUAACAAACUAAAUAACAUUAUAAGUACAUUGUCUUAAUAAAAACUUGAGUUCCUCCGAAAUAAUAUUAAAAUGUAUGGUUUGUCUGCAAAAGUGUUACAUAACUUUUUUUACCACGUAGGUGGCUAACAAGCAUACGGUCUGCAACUUCAAGGGUGUUACAUGCGCGUUGUCGACGCUUGAAAAACCUGUACACUCCUUUUAUGAAGCACCCCAUACUGUAGCCCUUAGGGAAAACCUCAGCAGGAAGCUCAUUCCACAGCCGGAGCGUCCGCGGGAGGAAAUUGCUCUUAAACCGCAUAGUGCGCGACCAUUUAAGUUCUAGGGUGUAAGGAUGAACACCCUGCCGAUGGCGAGCGGUGCGGUGAUAUAAAGUGGCCGUUGGCAUCAUGUCAAGCAAUUCUUCAGAGCACAACCCAUAGUACAAGACAAGCGGUAGAACACACACGGAGGCAGUCUCUUCUUAGGCUUAAGAGUCCAAUGUUGCUUGUGAGUUUGGGGUCGUAGACAAUUCGUACAGUACGCCUUUGCAUCGAGUUGAAGGGUCCAAGCUACCAGGUAACUUAACCCUUGCUGACCAUCUGAUUUUCUAGUUAAUCAAAAUAUAUUUUUUGCCUGACUAUUUCAUUACUUACCAUAUAAAAAAAGUUCAUUGGAAAGAAAGAAAAUACAUUUGAAAUGUUGUUCGAACGUCCUUAAAUGUACACUUAAAUGAACUCUCUGUCAAUACUAUGUAUACUUAUUUACAAAUUGUAAAUUAAUUAUAUUAUAAAAUACAUACUUAUAAUUAUAACAUAUCCCGGUGAUCUGUUAUUAAUCUUUGUUGGCAAUGUACGCUUCUUAAUAAAAUUUAUUAGGAACUAGAAAUGUUUUUAUAAGUAGGCAAAUUUUAUAUACUGUAUGAAAUAAACUAUUUUGUUUA
Messenger RNA from Cydia pomonella (codling moth), 5271 nucleotides. RefSeq names its product putative ATP-dependent RNA helicase DHX57. Bases 333 to 4127 code for a protein of 1264 amino acids. The transcript is spliced from 18 exons. The record is from RefSeq and is a predicted model, not a curated record. Gene Ontology annotation, molecular function: protein binding; RNA binding; ATP binding. Lineage: Eukaryota; Metazoa; Arthropoda; Insecta; Lepidoptera; Tortricidae. Gene Ontology annotation, cellular component: intracellular anatomical structure.